This is a messenger RNA of Erythranthe guttata (spotted monkey flower), 885 nucleotides long. RefSeq names its product polyadenylate-binding protein 2. NCBI's taxonomy places the organism in Eukaryota, Viridiplantae, Streptophyta, Magnoliopsida, Lamiales, Phrymaceae. The record is from RefSeq and is a predicted model, not a curated record. Gene Ontology annotation, molecular function: poly(A) binding.
AUCAGUGUGCGAGCGGGCGCGCGCGCGCGAGAGGGAGAGAGAGAUCGAUGGACGGCGACGUCGACAUGGCGGCGGGAGAAGGCGGAGCUGCCGUUGGGCUAGACGAGAUGAAGAAGAGGCUGAAGGAUAUGGAGGAUGAAGCUUCCACUCUCCGGGAAAUGCAGGCGAAAGUCGAUCAGGAGAUUGGCGCCGUUCAAGAUCCUGCCGCUGCAGCAGCUGAUCAGACAAAUAAGGAAGAAGUGGAUGCUAGAUCAAUCUUUGUGGGCAAUGUGGAUUAUUCAUGUACACCGGAGGAAGUACAGCAGCAUUUUCAGGCUUGCGGGACAGUGAAUAGAGUAACUAUUAGGACUAAUAAGUACGGACAACCAAAGGGAUAUGCAUAUGUUGAGUUUCUUGAACCAGAAGCUGUUGACCAGGCUAUUCUUCUGAAUGAAUCUGAACUUCACGGUCGCCAAUUGAAGAUAUCUGCCAAGAGGACCAAUGUUCCUGGUAUGAAGAUAUUCCGUCCUAGGCGUUCCAAUCCCUAUAUGGGCUCUCGAUCUAGGACACCGUUUAUGCCUGUUCCUUUGGUAUAUUCUCCUUAUGGAUAUGGGAAGGUUCCGAGGUUUAGAGUGCCCAUGCGAUACAGCCCUUACUUCGGAUGAGCCUUGUGUUUAAACGCUUUUCGUCAUCUGUUUUAUGGUGUGAUUGGCAGUGAUAUUUUUAAGGAAAUGGAGCUUUUAGCGACUGUUAUUGUAGUUAUUUAUUGUGAUGAUUGCCCCUUCAUUUUCUCUUUUUUCUGUGAAACGGCGGUUGGUUUUUUAAUUUGCUAUGAGAUUUAUCCUCUCUUCCAUGUUUCUAUGCAUGCUACUCGAUUCGAGAUUGUUUGUGAAAAGCUCGUUUUUG